UGGCGGACGACAAGGAGGGUCGAGUUGCUUCCUUGUUAAUUCAUUACGAUAAAACGUAGGAAUAUGAAUUUUACAAACAGUCCACUAUUCAUCCAGUGAAGAUGUUACCAAUACUUCAAACUUGCGUUAGGAAUAAUAGUGUCAAUGGCUUUAUAAGCUUUUGGAUAUCAUGAGCAAGAUGAAAUUGGCUAGACAAAGGAUAAGGCGAGAAGUCAUUUUGGAGUAACUCGUUGACCUAUUGAAAUUUGGAGGGACUUUCCCUUGUGUCAUUAUGGAAGACUAGGGUGCAUCACGGGAAAAGUUUUCCAGCCCAAGGGAAACGCGAACUAACGCAUCGUUUUACUCUAACUCACGUCAGAACAGCUCCUCGUACGCAAGAAAUGAAUAUCACGAAUCGCGACCCAUGCUUGAAGACCUUUCCUGACGAACACCUGCGAAACUGAAAGAUGCAAAUGCCAGAAAGUUGCAAAGGAUCUUGGCCUCUUGAUUCCAGCUGUUUAGUUUACAAUCUUGAAAUUUUGAAAGCAUGUCGUCAUCAUUUUGCGCAUAUUGGUGGUUCCUUGCCUGAAGAUUCACUGUGUUUUCUGUCAUCUGAAGUAUCACAUCUUUGUCCUGGUCCAUUUGUUCAAAUCCAACUUGUGGUUGCACUGAGAACUGGUAAUAAUGAACUGCUUGAUUGUCACCUUGUUGCUGGUGAAACUGGACAAUUCAAAGUGAAUGGGGGACGAGGUGUGAUUGAAGCAGAAGUGAAACCAGUUGGUUGCAAGCAUUUGGUAGAAACAUUGUCCAUAGACUGUGGUGGGAAAGAGCUGCCAACCUGUACUGGGAAUUUUUUGUUUCUCCUUCCAGUUAGCAGUUCCACUUACCAAGUUAACAUUAGAUUCAGAGCGUUAACUGGAGAAUUGCUGGAUGAAAUUUCUAAGCCCAUUUUGACCCAUCGUCAAGGAACAAACUUGUUUGAUUACUGUGAUGGUCACUCCCUGCCAUCAGUGGAAUUCCCCAUCUCCAAAAAGCAACCAGUUGGCAUUCUGGGAAUCCCUGAGGGUCAGAAUAUUGUCUCGUAUUUUCAAGAAUUGGUGGAAAAUGGUGCAAUUGAGUGCUUCAGAAGAGAUAAGCUGUGUCUCAUGCAACACAUAAAUACAUCCAAUCAUGUGGAGGAAAAGUAUCAGGAUUUGCUUCUUGCUGUGAAAUUAGAGGAGUGUCUCAUUUUGUAUCAGAUGGGGGAUUUUGAAGGAUGCAAGCAUGCAGGUGAAGAAGUCUGUAUUCAGGCAAACAGGAACCACUCAACAAACUAUAACGCACUUGUUGGAAGAGCAAAAAGUGUUGUCUCUGGGGCCUUCAGGAUGGAGGAAGACUUUGAGAAGGCUGAAGAACUAUUGGAUUCCUCUACUGAGCUGUUACAGGCAGUUGUUCCCAAUGAAGAGACUUCAAUCAACCACACCAGGGUUGCUGCUCUGUUGUGCGAGAAGGCAGCUGUCAGGGGAAUCACCAAAUCAGAAAGAAAGAAGUUGAAGAAAGCCUUGAAGGAUGUGAUACUGCGCCCCAGACAUCGAUUUGAAAGGAAUCAAAGCAGGAAUGCGAGGAGUCGCAGAAGAGCUCUUAUCAGGGCAAUACUCUUCUACCUUUGCUCAAGAAAAGGCAAAGCCACCAACCUUCAGACGGAUGUGUCCCAAAAGGAUUUAGCAAGAGCGGAGGAAUUUGCUCAAAAGUUCAAGAGAGAUUACCUUACCAAUUGUCCUAUGAGAGAUAGGGCAGGGUUUUAUAGUGCUUAUGGUGAUCUGCUAACAAGAAAAGGACAAUAUGAAGAAGCCAUCCGUUCAGUGUCUGAGGCGUUGAAAAUAGCAGAAGAUCUUCAUCUGCGGAUAGAUGUAAACGGAGCACGUGACCGACUUCAGCAACUCGAUCGGCUGCGUAUGGUGCGAGAGGAGACAGGACGGAGGCGCCGUGACUUGGCCGACAGGAGAAUGGAGGAAUAUCAUGGCUACCAAGAGCCAGGAUGUGAAGUUCUUCCAGGACUUCUUAUGGAACUCGAUAGGGCGAUGAAUUGAGAACCUAAUAGAAACGGGAAGUUACAACACUUCACCAUCUCCCUUAUUCAAAAGCAUCACGAACUGUCAUUCACUGUCUAAAGCGGGUUCCUGUCAGCAUUCUUAUGAAAACAAAUCUACAGUAGGGUGUCCUGUUUUUGCACCUCGCUAAUUUUAUAGCUUAGGUUAAGUUGAAUUCAACGUAUAAACGGAGUUACUCUAAAAUAUAGGGGAAGUGUCGGCCAAUCGUAUUUUUCUCUGUAGCUUUAGAGCGUAGGCAUAUAGAGCUAUAAGUUGUCGUUGAAAACUUUUUUUCCUUUGUCAUUAAAAGAUAGCGUGGGGGAGAGGAAGGUUAUUUAGUCGCUGCCUGAUCAGCUCGAUCAGUAGAAUGCGAAAAGACUGGUACGGAUUUCGGCCCGUGAGCUGCCUUAUGGAUGAGGCUGUUAUUCUCUGAUAAGGUUCUUCAAGAUAAACAGUAACUUGUAUAUUCGCGACUACAGUCACUGAGAACAUUGAAGAAGUCAGUGCUAGGGACUGGUCUCGUUUCGCCGGUUCAUACCUCGCAUACGGUAGACCUCAGCGCACCUUUUCCACUCCCAGGAAAAUGUAGCCUUUAUGUUAAGAUAUCAUUGACUACUGUACCGUAAUGAUUACAAAGUGACACAUGUAAUUCAGAUGGUAGUAUAGCAUAAACUAUCUUUUGUUAUCUCACAUUUUAUUAGAGGUAAAUUUUUUUUACUUUAGUGCACGACACUCGAAGUGAAGAAUAUUCACUCGACUGUGCAUCACAAAGAUAAACUUUGUAAGGUGUUAGAUUACUCAAGAAACUUUAGAAAUGCAGCAAAAGAAGGCUUAAUGAGGACAACCCAUUGGGCGGCGUACUAUUUUACAAAUCCACAUUCUUGGUAUCCUGUACACGAAUGAGCCAUGAUCCCGUCGAGCAUACCAGCAAUUCAACCGUUACCACCUGUGCCGAUGGCACCACAGAGCAUACAGAAAAUGAAGGAUUGGGCGUAAACAUUUGUUGCAGCAGUGCGUUAGCGCUCUAUCAGACAGGAAACAACGAUGGCAAGAGAUGGAACUUCCCC
Pocillopora verrucosa is the source of this 3115-nucleotide messenger RNA. RefSeq lists its product as uncharacterized. The record is from RefSeq and is a predicted model, not a curated record. NCBI's taxonomy places the organism in Eukaryota, Metazoa, Cnidaria, Anthozoa, Scleractinia, Pocilloporidae. Gene Ontology annotation, molecular function: protein binding.